AUGUGUGUUGUCGGUGCUGUAGGCUUUUUUGUUGUGAAGAAAAAGAGCGCUGCUGGUGUUGCAGCGGCAGCUGGAAUGCGUGAUGAUGUAAUCACCACCGCAAAACCUAUGGAUCCAACGCCGGAAGCUAAUGCAAAUAUUUCAACACCAUCAACUGGGACGGACUCACAGGGAAUGGACACAAGUAAGAGUGGUUCCAAAAAAAAAGAAAAGAAAGGUAGUAAACGGAAGAAACAGAAGAAACAGUGA
Molecule: messenger RNA, 249 nt
Organism: Loa loa (African eye worm)
Lineage: Eukaryota; Metazoa; Nematoda; Chromadorea; Rhabditida; Onchocercidae
Exons: 4
Coding region: 1-249 (82 amino acids)
Source: RefSeq, a predicted model, not a curated record